AUGCGCGACCCUCGGAAGCCCCCACGGGUCCAAUCAACCCCUUGGACAUUAGCUUUUCCAGUUCCGGGAGAGGGCGAGGUUGGAUACUUUCAGAGAUGGAAAUGGUGGCAAAAAGAGAACAGGGCACACUCAGUCGGAUGGGCCGACGGCGGAGGUAGUCCCUUGCAUGCUUGGCUUUUCUUUCUUGGUUUUGUGUUGUUUCCGAUCUGGUGGGUGGCUGGUUUGUUGGUCCGCAUACCAAAGACGCGGCGGAUUGGGGAUGCGGAUGCCUUGGAGAAAGGGGUCGUGUUAGACGACCCUCAAGUUGAGCAUGAUGCAAAAUCCUGGCGCCAACGAUGUCGAGUCAUGGCCGCCGUCUCGCUUGUGACGUAUGUUCCGUUUAUCGUUCUCGUUGUUGUCUUUGCCAGAUAG
Guyanagaster necrorhizus is the source of this 411-nucleotide messenger RNA. RefSeq lists its product as uncharacterized. The transcript has 2 exons. The record is from RefSeq and is a predicted model, not a curated record. Bases 1 to 411 code for a protein of 136 amino acids. NCBI's taxonomy places the organism in Eukaryota, Fungi, Basidiomycota, Agaricomycetes, Agaricales, Physalacriaceae.